GAGAAAUAUACACAAACAUGGCGACAAAGCGAACGCUUAGGAUGCUGUCCCCCGUUCGAAUUACAUUGCAGCUUUUAUUAUUUUAUCUUACAGGCUUGUUUUCUUCCACGCUGCACCUCCCUCGUAGUCAGGCGUUUAUGUUACCGCAGGAUCGUGGCUUUUCCUUGGUGACUGUGGGUGAAGAUUACAUUCAAGCAGCGGGCGCGGAGGGUCAAACACAAGACGUGCGUCUCGAGAGGGAAGCCAGAGGAGCCUCUCCAGUGCAAAGGCAUCGAUACCGCCGUGCUGCUGAAUCACCCGUGCCGAAGGUGUACGGAAGGGCGAACCUCAAUGACUCCCAUAACCAGAUGGUUGUGCACUGGGCCGGCGAGAAGAGCAACGUCAUUGUGGCCCUGGCCAGGGACAGUGUCGGUGCCAUGGACCCCAAGCCAAGCUCGGUAUACGUGUCGUAUGACUAUGGGACGAGUUUCAUGGCCAUCUCUGAGAGGUUCCAGCUGACUGGGGCCAAGGAGCAGAGCAAGCAGGUCAUCUCCCAGUUCUAUCACAGCCCCGCUGAUAACAAAAGGUACCUGUUUGCGGACACCACCAAUAGUUACCUGUGGAGCACAUUCGACUUCUGCAAAACCAUCCAAGGAUUCUCCACCCCCUUCAAGCCCACUGACCUGAUACUACAUAGCUCCAGGCCUAGCUUGGUCCUAGGCUAUGACAGCUCCCAUCCAAAUAAACAGCUCUGGAAGUCAGAUGACUUUGGCGAAACAUGGGUGUUGAUUCAAGAGCAUGUGAAAUCUUAUUUCUGGGGUGUGGAGCCCCACGACAGCCCCAAAACGGUGUUCGUCCAGCGGCACGAGCCUCAAGGGGUCUCCAGUGUCCUGAGCAGCACUGACUUCUUCCAGAGCGAGGAGAACCGCCGCGUCAUCCUGGAGCGGGUCGACAACUUCCAGCUCCGCGACAAAUACAUGUUCGCCACCACCACCAGGACUCUUAUAGGAAGCCAUCAGCCUGCCACGGUCCAGCUGUGGGUAUCCUAUAACCGCCAGCCAAUGAAGUCAGCUCAGUUUCAGACCCGUCAUCCAAUCACAGAGUACUACAUCGCAGAUGCGUCCGAGGACCAGGUGUUUGUCUGCGUGAACCACAACAACAACAUCACGCACCUGUACAUCUCGGACACGCAGGGCCUGCGCUUCUCCCUGUCCCUGGAGAACGUGCUGUACUACAGCCCCCAGGGGUCCGGCAGCAACACGCUCAUCAGAUACUUUGCCAACGAGCCCUUUGCGGAUCUCCACCGUGUGGAGGGCUUGCGGGGGGUCUUCAUCGCCACGCUGAUCAACGGCUCGGUGAGCGAGGACAACAUGCGCUCCGUCAUCACCUUCGACAAGGGGGGCACCUGGGAGCUGCUGCAGCCGCCCACCUCCGACAGCCUGGGCGGCGUGCUGGACUGCCAGAUGUCCAGAGGCUGCUCCCUUCACCUGGCACAGCGCUGGAGUCAGCUGCUCAACAUUCAGCUGCGCAGGAUGCCCAUCCUCUCCAAAGACUCCGCUCCCGGACUCAUCAUGGCCACAGGCUCCGUGGGGAGGAAUCUGGCCAACAAGCCCAACGUUUACGUGUCCAGCAGUGCGGGGGCGAGGUGGAGGGAGGCUCUGGCUGGACCUCACUUCUACACGUGGGGUGAUCAUGGAGGAAUACUGAUGGCCAUCACACAAGGAGGAGCCACCACAAACCUCAAGUUCAGCACCAACGAGGGUGAAACGUGGACGGACUUCCAAUUCUCCAAGCGGGAGGUGUAUGUGUACCAGCUGCUGACGGAGCCAGGCGAGAAGAGCACCAUCUUCACCAUCUUCGGUUCCUACGCCGACCAGAAGCACAGCUGGCUCAUCCUGCAGCUCAACGCCAGCGAUGUGCUCGGCGUGCCAUGUUCUGAGGGGGACUAUAAGAGCUGGUCACCCUCUGAUGAGCUGGGCAACGGCUGCCUCCUGGGCCGAGAGAUGGUCUUUAAGCGCCGCACGCCUCACGCCACCUGUUUCAACGGCGAGGACUUCGACCGGCCCGUCACGCUGUCCAACUGCUCCUGCACGCGGCAGGACUACGAGUGCGACUACGGCUUCAAGCUGAGCGAGGACCUGUCCCUGGAGGUGUGUGUGCCCGACCCGGAGUUCCUGGGCAACCUGUACGCCCCUCCAGUGCCAUGCCCUGUGGGCACCACGUACCGCCGCAGCCGAGGGUACAGGAAGGUGUCAGGAGACAGCUGCAGUGGCGGAGACGUGGAGGAGCGACUGGAUGGAGAGAUGCUCCCCUGUCCAGUAGGAGAGAGUAACGAGUUCGUCCUGUACGCGGUGCGGAGCUCCAUCCACCGGUACGACCUGGCCACCGGAACCGACCAGCGGCUGCCCCUGUCCGGCCUCCGCGAGGCUGUGGCGCUGGACUUCGACUACGAGCGGAACUGCGUGUACUGGGCCGACAUCUCUUUGGAUAUUAUACAGAGGCUGUGCCUGAACGGAAGCUCUGGCCAGGAAGUUAUCGUCCGGAGAGGCCUUCAGAAUGUGGAGGCGCUGACCUUUGACCCCAUCAGCCAGCUGCUCUUCUGGGUUGACGCUGGUGCGCAAAAGAUUGAAGUGUCCAACCCUGAUGGAGAUCUGAGACGUACAUUGCUUAACUCCUCCGUGCUGGAGCACCCAAGAGCCCUUGCUGUGCUCCCAGGACAGAGCCUGAUGUUCUGGACGGACUGGGGGGACCGUGCGGCCGGGGUCUACCGGAGCUGGAUGGACGGCUCCAACGUGUCCUGCAUUGUGUCUGAGGGCGUGCGCUGGCCCAACGGGAUCACCGCCGACGACCACUGGCUCUACUGGACCGAGGCGUACGGCGAUCGCAUCGAGAGGGCGGACUUCAGCGGAGGCCAACGCAGCGUCCUGAUGGAGGGCCUUCCUCACCCCUACGCCAUCGCCGUAUUCAAGAAUGAUCUGUACUGGGACGACUGGUCCAGGAUGGGCAUCUUCAAGGCUCCGAAGGCAGGCUCACCAGACAGUGAGCUCCUGGUGGGAAGCCUCACGGGGGUCAUGGACCUCAAGAUCUUCUACAAGGGCAAGACAAGAGGCAGCAACGCGUGUGCGGUCCAGCCCUGCUCCUUGCUCUGCUUGCCCCAGCCUGGGCAGGGACACGCCUGCGUCUGCCCCGAGGGCACCCCCACCACCACCCUGCCCUCCGGCGAGCUCCAGUGCCAAUGCCCGCACGGGUACCAGCGCCACAACAACACCUGCGUCAAACAAGCAUCGUCCACGGACUCCCCCGGCUGCUCACGCUACUUCCAGUACGAGUGUAAGAACGGACGCUGCGUGCCCAGCUGGUGGAAGUGCGACGGAGAGAAUGACUGCGGAGACUGGUCAGAUGAGGCUCAGUGCACAGAUGGAGGCUCCGCCCACACCCCUGCCCCAGGCCCCUCCUCCUGUGCACCUAACCGCUUCCACUGUAGCUCAGGUGCAUGCAUCAUCGACAGCUGGGUGUGUGACGGCUACAGCGACUGCCCUGACGGCAGCGACGAGGCUGGCUGCCCCACAGCCUCCAACAGCUCCCUGCCGCAGACGGCUGCACCCACCCCGGCUGCCCCCUCGCCCUGCGCCAGAGGCCAGUUCUCCUGCAGCCGACCGCACGCCUGCAUCCCAGCCUGGCAGCGCUGUGAUGGAACCAGCCAGUGCCAGGACGGCUCCGAUGAGCUCAGCUGCCCCACGAGAAGGCCUCUACAGUGUGUGAACGGAACCAUGUGUGCCGACGGGGAGGCGUGCGUGCUGGACAGCGAGAGGUGUGAUGGCUUCCUGGACUGCUCUGACCACAGUGAUGAGGACAACUGCACUGACGAGUCGUUGGCCUAUAAGAUCCGGAAUCUACAGUGGACCCCUAACUUAUCGGGUGCCAUCACACUCACAUGGUCGCGACCCAAAAACAUGCCCCUGGCUUCCUGUUCCUUCCAGGUGUAUUACAGGCUGGUUGGGGCCCAGCAGUGGAGUCUGAUGGACACCCACAGCAAUAAGAGCGUCUACACGCUGACGGUGCUUAAGCCGGACACCACGUAUCAGGUCAAGGUGCAGACACAGUGUCUCAGCAAGCAGCACAAGACCAACGAACUCAUCACCAUACGCACGCCUGAGGGAUUCCCUGACCCUCCGGAGAAGCUGCAGCUGGCGUGCGUUAAGGCCGAGGACGGGACCGUGCUGGUGUCCUGGGGCCCUCCUGCCGAGUCCCACGGCCUCAUCCGCGAGUACCUCGUUGAGUACAGCAAGAAGGGCAGUCCUGAGUGGUUCUCUCAGCGCUGCACUGGCAUCAGCACAGAAGUGAAAAACCUGGAGCCUAGCGCCCUCUACAGGUUCAGGGCAGCUGCGGUCACCGGGCGGGGAGUGGGAAAUUGGACUGCCCUGAAAUCCAUCGUCCCUCAGAAAGCUCUGCCGACUCCCACUGUGGAACUGGGCACGGUUACCGAGAACACCAUGAGUCUGGCCUUCAGCUACGAGGCCCAGUAUGAGGUGAAGCAGUUCAUCGUGGUGCUGUCAUGGGCGUUUGAUGACCAUGUGAAGGAGAGCAAGAACUACACAGUUCACGGCAAGACUCUGAAAGCGUCCAACCUGACUGGCGGUACGGUGUACGAGGUGGAGGUGUGGGCCCACACGCGUGACGGCGACAGCCCCAUGGCUCUGUUCCGCCAGCAGACUGCCGGCAUCCAGCCCUACCCCCCGCUGCUCAAGGCCCGCGCGCUCAACCAGAGCACCGUCGACUGCAGCUGGAACUCCUCCUCUGGACUGACGUAUGGUAUCUUCUUUGCCACAUCCUUCCUGGACCUGUACCACGGCCCUCACAGUGAGACCAGCAGUGGCAGCAGUCUGACCGUCACAGUGGACGCAGAUGAGCAGUACCUGUUCCUGGUCCGGGUGAUCUCUCCCUUCCUAGGACCCCCCUCAGCCUACGCAGUGGUCAAGAUGAUUCCGAGUGAGAGACUUCCGCCGCGUAACCUGCACAAGGUGCGCGUGGACUUGACCCAGGCUACCCUCAAGUGGCAGCCCCCCUAUGACUCUCCAGGAUCCCCCCUGACCUAUGCAGUGCACGUGCGAGACAGCGUGCGCAAGACGGAGCGCAGCUACAAGCUGACCACCCAGAACAACACGGUGGAGUACCGCCUGAAGGGACUGGAGCCGGGCGGACACUACGUGGUCACCGUGAGGCUGCGCAACAUGAGCAAGGAAGCCACCUACACCCUCAACACAGUCCCCCUGCCCGCUCCUGAAGCGCUGAAGAUCCUGAACGAGCACGACCACAUCUUCCUCUUCUGGAAGAGCCUAGCCGUGAAGGAGAAGACCUUUAACGAGAGCCGGGGUUAUGAGGUGCACGUGUACGACAGCGUGACCAACUCCACCACCUGCCUGGGCAACACCACCGAGACCUUCCUGCGCAUCAACAACCUGCUGGCCCAGCACAACUACACGUUCUCCGUGCGCGCCCGCUGCCUCCUCAAUGGUCAGCUCUGUGGGGAGCCGGCCCUGCUGCUCUACAACGACCCUGAUGCCCCCGCAGGUCCAGACGAUGCGCGUGCCCAGUCGGGUGGUGCGGGGGACGCGGCGGCAGUGGUGGUGCCCGUGCUGUUCCUGCUGCUGCUGGGGCUGUGUGGCGGCCUGCUGCUCCUCUACCUGCGCCACCGCCGCCUCCAGCACAGCUUCACCGCCUUCGCCAACAGCCACUACAACUCACGCCUGGGCUCCGCCAUCUUCUCCUCAGGGGACGAGCUGGGCGAUGAUGAUGAAGAUGCACCCAUGAUCAGUGGCUUCUCCGAUGAUGUUCCCAUGGUGAUAGCGUAGCAGGAUUAUCCUCCUCCUCAUCCUCCUCCUCAUCCUCCUCCUCCUCAUCAUCAUCAUCAUCAACAUUCUCGCUCCUCACUACCCCCCCCCUCCUCCUCCUCUACAACACACACACACACACACACACACACACACACACAGAUAUGCCCCACCCCUAUUCCCUGGGUGCUUGUGCCAAGAGGUUAAACUUAACUGAUGGGAGCUCCAAAUCACAUCUCCAUCACCCAACCAAACACCUGAUGGAAGCCGUUUCCAGUUUCAGGAGCAAAGGGAGAAUGAGCGGAAGAAAGAUAUUUUUAAAAGAAAAUACGAAAGAUGCACUUUUUUUGGAUGCGCAAUAAAUUAUUUUUUUAUAUGGGUAAUAGACUUUCUGGGGGUUAGAAAAAGCAAACUGUGAAGGAAAAUUGAGUUUGUCAGGGAUGAUUUAAAAAAAGCCCUGUUGUACUAUAAAGUGAUUCUGUCUCAAGACCUUGCAUAGGCCUAAAGCCAAACUUAGUAAAUAGCUACCGGAAGAACCAACUCAUCAUGAGAACUAGAGUAGUUAGCAAAAUGGCAAACCCAAAAAAUUUCAUUUAUGAAUGUACAGCUGAAAUAA
This is a messenger RNA of Alosa sapidissima (American shad), 6426 nucleotides long. RefSeq names its product sortilin-related receptor, L(DLR class) A repeats containing (gene sorl1). Gene Ontology annotation, cellular component: membrane; Golgi apparatus. Gene Ontology annotation, molecular function: protein binding. NCBI's taxonomy places the organism in Eukaryota, Metazoa, Chordata, Actinopteri, Clupeiformes, Clupeidae. The record is from RefSeq and is a predicted model, not a curated record. The transcript has 41 exons. Gene Ontology annotation, biological process: protein retention in Golgi apparatus; post-Golgi vesicle-mediated transport; protein targeting to lysosome. Bases 18 to 5831 code for a protein of 1937 amino acids.